AUGACCACUGCUGUGAAAGAAUCCAAGCUAUUUCGUCGAGAUUUUGAUACCUCCAAACCUAGUACUAUGACGAAAGCUUCUGGGAUUAGUGCCGAAGUUUCUCAGGGCCAGCAGCAUCAAAGGAUAAUUACACCGGUCAAGGAGGCUCCGCCUCCACUUCCACAUGUUGACUUUAAUCAGCUUCCGCUAGCUGUGAUAAUUCGGAACUUGACAGUUUAUGCUGUGAAGGAGUUGAGUUUGUAUAUGAAAACCAAUGUUCACUCUACAGAGGAUCCCACCACAAGGAAAAUGGGAUUCUUGAAGCUAAUUAUCUUUUUGAGGAAUCAAUUUUUAAGGAUUUAUGUGUUGAUUAAAUGGUGUAAAACCAUCAAGCAGAAUAACUUUCAUACGAUGAUUGACCUGUUGAACUGGUUCCGUGGUACGAAUGUUAUUGUAAACAACUGUCUCUUAGCAUUGAAGGAUACAAGCACCAAUAUGGCUGGUGCAAAGCUUCCAAACCCAGAUUUAAUAACUGCCCUAGAAGUUUUAAUGCUUGGGAGACCCAACUUGCCUACUCAUGACUUUGUUUUGAAUGGAGAUGAUAGCAGCAACCAGUCGGAGAAAAUACCUGCAAAACUUAUAUUAAAGAGGUUACGAGAUUUGAACACUUGUUUAUCGAUAAAGAUAUCCUUGAUGGAUUUGCCUCCUGAAUUCCAUAGCUACUCUAUUAAAAAUGGUAGAAUAACAUUUGUUGUAAGCUCAGAAUUCGAGAUUUCUCUGUCUACUAUUGAUCAAGAUUCUCCAUUGUUUUUUGUCAAUAUCAAAUUCUUAUUUAACGACAAUCGGUUUCCAUUGAAUACUACAAAUAUUGAACGAAUAAUUAACGACAUACUGUUUAGAAGCCAGUCCCCGUUACUUUCGUUAUAUCAAUUCAUACACAAAUAUGUGUUGACCUUACAACUGUAUAUGAUACAUGUUGAAUUACAGGAUAUGGAAACAAAUGGAAAAUAUGCUGCAGGAAAUUUGCUCCAUCAUUAUGAUUCCAAAAAGAAUAUGAUUACUUUACGCUAUUGGUUACAAAGUAAGAUGAAUUCAAAAUGUAAAGCAACAAUUGGGGUGGAAAGGGAAACGCAAUCAAUUAUUCUAAAAUGGCAAACCCCGGAUAUCAAAGGAGAAAUGACGUCUACAAAAUACAACAAUCUAUUGGGUAACAUGGAAGCAAUUCUGGAUGAGAUUACUUUCAACCAUGCCAGGAUCAUCAGGUCAGAACUAUUGGUCACAGGUUUGUUCCAAAACGAUGAAAGUAAGAGUGAUGAUUCUGAUAGUUUGUUGUUUCACGUCCCUGUGAUAUGUGUUGCAACUGCGCCUGUUCAGUUAAAAAUCAACCCAAUAAGUGGAAUAUUUUAUUUUAGAAACCCGAGUUCGUUGUUGUUGUCUUAUGCAAAACUUCUCAACCAAACUUCCAAUCUGGAAGAGUUCACAAACAUCUUGGAAAGGUUGCGCAUGGAUAAAAUCGUCCAUAUUCUGAGGAACAUGUUUGAAAAAACAGGUUGGAUAUGUAAAGAUGUUGUCAAAUUGAAUAAACCAAUAUUGUAUGAAAAACGCAUUAAAGAUCAAAAGAAAAUUUUAACCCGCGAUCUGUUUAUCAGACUAAAAGACUGGCCGGCAAACUGGUUUUUUAUCUUGAGCCUUGUAUCAUCAGGAGCAACAUGCAUGGUAGAAAAAAUAAUUGGUAAAGUGAAAUCUAUUAAAGGUAACUGGGAGUUGAAAUAUCUUGAUCAAGGUAAGGUUCAAGUCGUCAAAUUAGAGAGCAUUACUUACCAAAAUGUCAUGCAUAUGCAAAAGACUAUUAUUCAAAAAAUUCUAAACCACAUGAUUAUCGAUUCUUUAAAUGAACUGAAAAUCUCAAAGGCGAUAUGUCAGGGUGAUGGACUCCAGAAGUUACCGUACUACGUUGAAGAUGGUGUUAGCAAUGUUUCCAACGUAUCCAUAAUUGCCAUAGCAUUAGAAUCUUUUUUACAAGGGUCCAAGGCAUUAAGUGACACUUUGGAAAACACCAUGUUCUUGAGAAUGGAUUAUGAACAAAAUGAAAUAAAAUUAUUUGGGAAAUUUAAAAAAGAUACCCAGAUGAUCAGAUGUCAAUGUGAUGAAUUAUUGGUAAAUUUUAUCGACAAAAAGGGGUUGGCAUUCCAUAUGAGCGAAAAGUUCACAAACCUAAGUCAUGUCGUCCAAUACUUGAAUAGGUUUAGGCAAAAACUAAUGCAAUUAGUCAUUCUUACAGAUGUUACUGAAAAACUUCAUCGAAAUUUUAAAUCCGAGUAUUUUCAGAUUGUUAAAUUGAAGCCAAAUGAGAUCAGUUUCAAAUAUUUAAAAAACAGUAAAGAUGAACAAGAUUGUACUAUCCAAAUUGUGACGAAUGACACCAAAAUCGAAAAACUACAAGUUGAACUCUCUCGUUUAAAUCCACAGCAUAUAAUUCAAAAAUAUUUGGAAUGUGAUAAAUACGAUCCUCAUUUUAUCUUCAACUAUCUCCAUUUUACAUCGAGGCUAUUCUCUGCAUUCACAAAGAUUCUGGAAUCGAGCUCUAAUACUAUGAAUGUGACAUUACAUUUACACACCUUAGCUGGAUAUCAAUUGAACUAUCACAACAGACUAACCGGCGGACAAGUUGCUUUGAGUAUCGAUCUGAGGAAUUUUCCGCAUAAGUCAGGUUCUUUGUAUUAUGUUCAUUUCGCUCAUGACGAUCAUAUAUCUACCAAGAACCCAAUGUAUGCACUAGUCCUGCAAGUUAUCAACACCAUUUUUAUAUUGAGCAACGGUGGAAAGAAAACAAUUCCAAACGCAAUCAGGUUAGGGGUUGGGGUGGCGUGUACAUCAAAUGACAUUGAACCGUUACUAGGUGAGAUCCACUCUGUGUUGACUCAUUAUUGA
Molecule: messenger RNA, 2910 nt
Organism: Eremothecium cymbalariae DBVPG#7215
Lineage: Eukaryota; Fungi; Ascomycota; Saccharomycetes; Saccharomycetales; Saccharomycetaceae
Gene: RGR1
Product: Rgr1p
Exons: 1
Coding region: 1-2910 (969 amino acids)
Biological process (GO): regulation of transcription by RNA polymerase II
Cellular component (GO): mediator complex; core mediator complex
Molecular function (GO): transcription coregulator activity
Source: RefSeq, a predicted model, not a curated record